AUGAAGAAAAAAAUAAAACUAUUGUUCUUAAUAAAAACUGCAGCAUUUAUCCUUUCAACAUGGAGAAGCAACUAUGCCAGUAAUCUGAAUGUGCUUAAAAAAUAUUUGGACGAAAACAACAGUAAUGUUAGAAAAUUAGAUACAAGAAUUUAUCAAUUACUAGUAAAAUAUAAGCAGAAUCAUGAUUCACGUAUAUUGGGCUUACAAGAAGUAAUACCAUAUAAUGGAGAGAACGAAAGAAAUCAUAUAUGCAAUAAUGAAAAAAGGCACGAAGAAAGAAAGAAAUUAUCAAAUAAAAGUUUAUUAAAUAAUUCGAGAAUUCAUAGACAUGGUAAGAAAAAUAAAUAUUGUAUUUUUGCAACAAACAAAUAUUCCCAUUUGGAACGAAAAAUAUUUAAGGAACUGGAUUACCAGAAUUUUCUUAAAAACAACAGGAUAAUUAAAAAUAAAUUGCACAAAAAAAUAAUGUUUAAAAAAUAUGGAUUACGAUUUUCUCUACCUUUAUUAUUGUUUUCAUUAUUAUCAAUAUCGCUAAUAUUAGAUCUAUUUUUUAAAUGUGGAUUUAUAAAUGGACUUUUUGCAUUUUUGAACAAUUAUUCUUUAAAUAAUUGGAUGAAGGGUUUUAAUAAAUCUUCAUUUUUUGACCCCAUAAGGGAGUUGUGCAAAUUUACGGGUAGUACAAGUAAAACGAAGUCUACUAUUAUUACACAUUUUUUUGGUAUAAUAAUAUAUGUCAUACCUUUCUUCAUAUUAGGUGUUACGCUUAUAUCAUGGAUUAUUUACUACCAUAAUAAAGUUAAAAAAUUUGAAAAAUUUAAGUUUAGGAAAAGGUAA
Molecule: messenger RNA, 834 nt
Organism: Plasmodium malariae
Lineage: Eukaryota; Apicomplexa; Aconoidasida; Haemosporida; Plasmodiidae
Product: fam-l protein
Exons: 2
Coding region: 1-834 (277 amino acids)
Source: RefSeq, a predicted model, not a curated record